Didymella exigua CBS 183.55 is the source of this 495-nucleotide messenger RNA. RefSeq lists its product as uncharacterized. The transcript has 2 exons. The record is from RefSeq and is a predicted model, not a curated record. Bases 1 to 495 code for a protein of 164 amino acids. Lineage: Eukaryota; Fungi; Ascomycota; Dothideomycetes; Pleosporales; Didymellaceae.
AUGCCUUUUGUCAUACCCUUCUUCUUUGAAGGCAACCUAGCGUGCGAGUUUCGCGACUCGGAUGGCGCUGCAAGGUCCCCAGUCUUGUCGCCCAUCAUUCAGACAAUCAGCUGUUCCUCCUUCCGAAUCAACGGUCUAGGACCCUCAUUAUCCAAUGGAUACAGCGAUGUGGUCCACGUCGAAGGAGAUCCAGUGGUCAACGUUGACGCAGAAGACCCUCUUCGUCAUAAUCUCGACAAUGCCAGACUUCACGUUCUCAUCAUCAUCACCAUCAUCAUCAUCAUCAUCAUCAUCAUCAUCAUCAUCAUCAUUUUUCGCUGUCUCAAUGACGAUGAAGUUGUGUUCUGGGUGGAAGAUCGCAUCGUAGAGCCUUCCAAGUCACAGUCUGGUGCCUAUGCGCGGAUCGUAAGAGUCUGGAGCGGCAUCGGCAUCGAUGUACAUUGCAUGGAGGCACUCGGGCUAGGCGCUCGUCAGGCGUGGGAGCGACACGAGUAA